Truncatella angustata is the source of this 2034-nucleotide messenger RNA. RefSeq names its product peptidase S28. The record is from RefSeq and is a predicted model, not a curated record. The transcript has 2 exons. Gene Ontology annotation, molecular function: dipeptidyl-peptidase activity; serine-type exopeptidase activity. Gene Ontology annotation, biological process: proteolysis. The coding region runs from base 117 to 1814 and encodes 565 amino acids. Lineage: Eukaryota; Fungi; Ascomycota; Sordariomycetes; Amphisphaeriales; Sporocadaceae.
AGCUUCUAUACGAAUUCCGAAUAAUUGUUCCCGGACACUUAAUACUCAACGCCACAACACACCAAUUCGAGCUCAGGAAUUAACUUCACUGAGACGCAAAGCUUUCAUCGCCCAGCAUGAAGGCAUUUUUGUUCGCGAUCAGCUCGUUAGCACCUUUGCUGGCUAGUACGGUCGGUGCUAGACACAUCAAGAAGCUUCCUACCAGUCCUCACGUCGUUGACAGAAGCAUUGAGGACUUGCCGUUCAUCGCCCACGUUGAUGCUCGACAGGAAGGCAAUGGUCGUCCGACUUCUUACGUCGCGCAGUAUUUCAACCAGAAGAUUGACCACUUCCCAACCAGUGAUCGAUACCUCCCUCACACCAAUGACACUUUCAAGCAGACGUACUAUGUUGACGACAGCUACUACAAGCCUGGCGGACCCGUCUUCUUGUACAUUGGUGGAGAAACCAGUGGCCGUAGUCGGUGGUCUAAUAUGCAGACUGGCAUCAUCCAGAUUCUGAUGGAAGCAUUCGACGGUCUUGGUGUUAUCCUCGAGAAUCGCUACUACGGAACCAGCUACCCUUAUAACACCUCGACCACGGAUGAGUUGGCCUACUUGACCAACGAGCAGACAAUUGCCGACUUCGCCAAUUUUGCUCAGAAUGCCAAUCUCCUCGGCAUCGACGAGGACCUUACAGCACCAAACACUCCCUGGAUCCUUUACGGAGGCAGUCUUGCAGGUGCCGAGACAGCCUUUGCCGUCAAGCAGCACGGUGAUGUCCUGUAUGGUGGAAUUGCUUCGAGUGCUCCCAUUUGGCUCUCUGUCGGCUACUCCAAUUGGUACACUCCGAUACAAAAAUAUGCGCCUCAGGAUUGCGUAACUCGCAUCAACCACAUCAUUGACAAUUUUGAUGCACUCGUGGAUGCUGGCAACCGUCCUGCCGUCGAGAAGUUCAAGUCCCUCUUUGGUUUCGAAUCCCUCACCGAUGACCGCGACUUCGCCACGGCGAUCGCCAACCCAAUCGGUAACCCUGGGUUCUACGAAGCAGCAACCUGGCAGGAGCUGAACUGGAACCCAGCGUACGGUUCCAACGACUUUUUCGAGUUCUGCGGCAACGUGACUAACCUGGACGCGCCCGAGAAUAUCACGCAGGUCGACUACACCUUCGCCAACUACACAGGCGGCCUACCCUGGGACGGCCUAGGUGGCUAUGCCGACUACAUCAAGAAGUACCUCAUCCCCAACUGCGCGGGCGGUGACCUCAACAGCAACGACUGCUGGGGCACGCAGAACGCGAGCUGGUGGGCGGACACGUCGAACUCGGGCACGCGCUCCUACCUGUACACGUCGUGCGUGGAGCAGGGGGCCUACAUCGACGCGCCGGCCAGUGGCCCGGCGCUGCUCUCGCGCGUCGUCGACACCGCGUACGAGCAGCAGUGGUGCGAGUGGGCCUUCCCGGCGGGCUCGCACAACGCGAUCCCGGCGUCCGGCCCCGACGUCGCCGCCUACAACGCCUUCGGCGGCUUCGACUUCCGGGCGGACCGCCUCGCCUUCAUCGACGGCGACCAGGACGUCUGGAACGACCUGUGCUUCCACUCGGACCUGGCGGCGUGGCCCCGGCCCGAGAGCACCGACCUCCACCCGCAGUACCUGAUCACGGGCGCAGGACACCACUGGGAUAGCUACGGCGUCCUGGACGUGGAGGCCGAGCCGCAGUUCAUCCGCGAGGCCCACAAGUGGGAGAUCCGCACAGUCAGGAAGUGGUUGGACGGCUUUGCAGACUGGAGGAGUGCUUCGGUGCCAGGUCGCGCUUACGGUGGCGGCAGCGCCUGAAGCAUGAAAAUGGCUUAGACAGAUGCAAGGAUUCCGAGCGAAUCAUGAUAUACUUGAGAAAAUACAGGUGUGCUGUAGACCCCUAUCCUAAAGUCUACCUAAAAAAGGUAAUAUAGAUCGAAGAUUGAGACAAGUUGGCCUUAUUGUGAAAGGUAAAUCAGCCAGUAUUGGCGGUGUAAUCGAUGACAGGCAGUAGUCGUAAGGUUAUGUCAAACGAGCU